AUGGAGAAUUUAAUUAUUGAUAAAUUCAGAGCUAAGGCAUGUGUAAUACUGGAUUAUGUUCUUUGUCUAACUGCCAGGCCACCUGAACAAAUCAACUGCUCACAAGGUCCCCAAAUAAACACGUCUUCUGGUACGGUUAAUCUGCUGGAUUCAAAAACAAUUCAAGGGGAGCUGGGCUGGAUCUCCUACCCAUCACAUGGGUGGGAAGAGAUUAGCGGUGUUGAUGAGCAUUAUACUCCAAUCAGAACUUACCAAGUGUGCAAUGUUAUGGAUCAUAGUCAAAACAAUUGGCUGCGAACAAACUGGAUUCCACGCAAUUCAGCUCAGAAGAUAUAUGUGGAGCUCAAGUUUACCUUGAGGGACUGUAAUAGUAUCCCUCUAGUUCUGGGCACUUGCAAAGAGACCUUCAAUCUGUAUUAUAUGGAGUCUGAUGAUGACCACUUGGUAAAGUUCAGAGAGCAUCAGUUUACAAAGAUUGACACCAUUGCGGCUGAUGAGAGCUUCACCCAAAUGGAUCUUGGGGACCGAAUUCUCAAGCUGAAUACGGAAGUUGCCUUAGUCUCGGUGCGAGUGUACUUCAAAAAGUGCCCUUUCACUGUCAAGAACCUCGCCAUGUUUCCAGAUACGGUACCCAUGGACUCCCAGUCACUGGUGGAGGUGCGGGGUUCUUGUGUCAAUCAUUCCAAGGAGGAAGAGCCACCCAAGAUGUAUUGCAGUACAGAAGGAGAAUGGCUAGUGCCCAUAGGGAAGUGCUUGUGUAAUGCUGGCUAUGAAGAAAGAGGCUUUGCGUGCCAAGCUUGUCGACCUGGGUUCUACAAAGCCUCUGCCGGCAACGUGAAGUGUGCCAAAUGCCCACCUCACAGCUCUACCUAUGAAGAUGCGUCUCUGAACUGCAGGUGUGAAAAGAAUUACUUUCGCUCUGAGAAAGACCCUCCAUCCAUGGCUUGUACCAGACCACCUUCUGCUCCAAGAAAUGUUAUCUCUAACAUUAACGAGACAUCUGUUAUCCUGGACUGGAGCUGGCCUCUUGACACUGGAGGCCGGAAAGAUGUCACUUUCAACAUCAUUUGCAAGAAAUGUGGAGGAAACAUCAAGAUGUGUGAGCCGUGUAGCGACAACGUGCGAUUCUUACCCCGUCAGACUGGACUCACCAACACCACAGUGACAGUAGUGGACCUUUUGGCGCAUACCAAUUACACUUUUGAGAUUGAUGCAGUCAAUGGGGUAUCUGACUUGAGUACACUUUCCAGACAAUUUGCUGCUGUCAGCAUCACAACAAAUCAGGCUGCCCCAUCCCCCAUCACAGUCAUAAGGAAAGACAGGACAUCCAGGAACAGCGUGUCUCUCUCUUGGCAAGAACCUGAACAUCCGAAUGGGAUCAUCUUGGACUACGAGGUCAAAUACUAUGAAAAGGAACAAGAGACAAGCUAUACUAUUCUGAGAGCCAAGGGCACCAAUGUUACCAUCAGUGGCCUCAAACCUGAUACCACCUACGUUUUCCAAAUUCGAGCCCGAACUGCAGCUGGAUAUGGGACAAACAGCCGCAAGUUUGAAUUUGAAACCAGUCCGGAUUCAUUCUCCAUUUCCAGUGAGAAUAGCCAGGUCGUAAUGAUUGCCAUUUCAGCGGCGGUAGCCAUUAUUCUCCUCACAGUUGUGGUGUACGUCCUGAUUGGGAGAUUCUGUGGAUACAAGAAGUCUAAACAUGGCACUGAUGAGAAAAGACUACAUUUUGGGAAUGGCCAUUUAAAACUCCCAGGCCUGAGAACUUACGUAGAUCCACAUACGUAUGAGGAUCCCAACCAAGCUGUGCAUGAAUUUGCCAAGGAACUAGAUGCUUCUAAUAUAUCCAUUGAUAAAGUAGUUGGAGCAGGGGAAUUUGGAGAAGUGUGCAGUGGGCGCCUAAAGCUGCCUUCUAAAAAGGAAAUUUCAGUGGCUAUCAAAACCCUGAAAGUUGGCUACACAGAAAAACAGAGAAGGGACUUCCUGGGAGAAGCAAGCAUCAUGGGACAGUUUGACCACCCUAAUAUCAUUCGAUUAGAGGGAGUCGUCACUAAAAGUAAACCAGUUAUGAUUGUUACUGAAUACAUGGAAAAUGGUUCCUUGGACAGCUUCCUACGGAAACAUGAUGCCCAGUUCACAGUCAUCCAGCUAGUAGGCAUGCUUCGAGGGAUUGCAUCUGGCAUGAAAUAUUUGUCAGAUAUGGGUUAUGUCCAUCGAGAUCUAGCUGCUCGUAAUAUCCUCAUCAAUAGUAACUUGGUAUGCAAAGUCUCAGAUUUUGGUCUCUCUCGUGUACUGGAAGAUGACCCAGAAGCUGCUUACACCACAAGGGGGGGCAAGAUUCCUAUCCGAUGGACAUCACCAGAAGCCAUUGCAUAUCGGAAGUUCACAUCAGCCAGUGAUGCAUGGAGCUAUGGGAUUGUUCUCUGGGAGGUGAUGUCUUAUGGAGAAAGACCAUACUGGGAGAUGUCCAACCAGGAUGUGAUUAAGGCUGUCGAUGAAGGGUACCGCUUACCACCUCCUAUGGACUGCCCAGCUGCCUUGUAUCAGCUGAUGCUGGACUGUUGGCAGAAAGACAGAAACAACAGACCCAAGUUUGAGCAGAUUGUCAGCAUCCUGGAUAAGCUGAUCCGUAAUCCCAGCAGUCUGAAAAUAAUCACCAAUGCAGCGGCAAGGCCAUCAAAUCUUCUCCUGGACCAAAGUAACGUUGACAUUUCAGCCUUCCGUACGGCAGGUGAUUGGCUCAAUGGUUUUCGAACAGGACAGUGCAAAGACAUUUUCACGGGCGUGGAGUACAGUUCCUGUGAUACAAUAGCCAAGAUUUCUACAGAUGACACGAAGAAAGUCGGCGUUACAGUUGUGGGACCUCAAAAGAAGAUUGUUAGCAGUAUCAAAGCUCUAGAAACUCAUACAAAGAACAGCCCUGUUCCUGUGUAAGGUACCAAAAUGAUGUUGAGCAGGAGAGGAAAAAAGGAGAAAAAUUGCAUCACAGGGCAAAAGCGAUGGCUGAUAAACAGCAGAAUUUAAAGAAGUUCUUUGCAAGAGCUUUGGAAACAUAAUGGUUGAAAUUUCAAACCCACUAAGACACUCAAAUAUUGAGUAUAAAUGCCUUAAAAAUAGGAGUGAACUUGUUUUCUAUCUGAUAAUCCUAAAAGGUGGGUGCUCUUGACUGACUGUUAAUACAGAUAGUAAAUUUCAAAA
Molecule: messenger RNA, 3198 nt
Organism: Charadrius vociferus (killdeer)
Lineage: Eukaryota; Metazoa; Chordata; Aves; Charadriiformes; Charadriidae
Gene: EPHA3
Product: EPH receptor A3
Exons: 19
Coding region: 1-2934 (977 amino acids)
Biological process (GO): cell surface receptor protein tyrosine kinase signaling pathway; protein phosphorylation; axon guidance
Cellular component (GO): neuron projection; plasma membrane
Molecular function (GO): transmembrane-ephrin receptor activity; ATP binding; protein binding
Source: RefSeq, a predicted model, not a curated record